AUGGAUCCACGAAGCAGAGAAGUCCAUCUCGUCACGGGCGGCAAUGGCUACAUUGGCCUCCAUGUGGUCACCGCACUGCUGAGCAAAGGCUUCAUAGUGCACACGACGGUGCGCAGCAACAAGUUCAAAAAGGUCGCGGCCCUCUAUGCGCUGCGGGACAGGCACCAGCCCGGACGACUGCAGAUCUUCCACGCAGAUCUGCUCAGGCCCGGCAGCUUCACAAAGGCCAUGAAGGGCUGCACCGUCGUGCACCACAUCGCCUCCCCGUUUCUGCUACCCGAAGAUAUCAAGGAUGGCGAGACGCAAUGCAUAAUACCGGCGGUCGAAGGGGCCCGCAACGUCCUGGCUAGCGUAAAUGAGACCUAUUCGGUUAAGCGUGUGGUUUUUAUGUCUUCAGUCGGCGCAAUCUACGGUGAUUCCAGAGAUGUUAUCGAGUAUAUGGACGGCACGCUUACUGAGGAAUAUUGGAACGAAACUAGCACCAGUCACCAUUACCCCUUUCAUUACUCCAAGGUCUUGGCCGAGAAGGAAGCUUGGAUGAUCUCCAAAGAGCAGAGCCGUUGGGACAUGGUGGUCAUAUGUCCAGGUCUAGCUCUGGGCCCAUCGCUAUCCCAAGACGGCUCCGACUCGGGCAGCGUGGUUCUGAUGAACAGGAUAUUCGGCGGCCAGUUGUUCUUCGGUGCACCCAACCUCCACCUUCCCGUCGUGGACGUGCGCGAAGUGGCGACCGCGCACGUGCAAGCCGCCGACCUGCCAUGGGCGUCCGGACGCUACAUCCUGGCCGCGACCGAAACUCGUUCCCUGGGCGAUAUAGCCAGGAUUUGCCGCAGACAAAAGGGAGCUUCGAGACUGAUCCCGACGCACAAGGUGCCAGAUUUUCUGCUCCGCAUCUGCGCCCCCUGGAUUCGGCUGUCGCAGUACUGGCUGAGCAGGAACCUGGGCGUCGGCUUUUCGCUCGACAACAGUAGAAGCUACAAGGACUUGGGUAUCGACUACCGACCGCUGGAGGAAACGAUCGCCGAUCACUUCGUGGUGUGGAAGGAGGCCAAGCUGGCGAGGAGAUGA
Molecule: messenger RNA, 1065 nt
Organism: Pyricularia oryzae 70-15
Lineage: Eukaryota; Fungi; Ascomycota; Sordariomycetes; Magnaporthales; Pyriculariaceae
Product: leucoanthocyanidin reductase
Exons: 2
Coding region: 1-1065 (354 amino acids)
Molecular function (GO): oxidoreductase activity, acting on the CH-OH group of donors, NAD or NADP as acceptor
Source: RefSeq, a predicted model, not a curated record